This is a messenger RNA of Symbiodinium natans, 1929 nucleotides long. Lineage: Eukaryota; Dinophyceae; Suessiales; Symbiodiniaceae. The record is from the annotation of a GenBank genome assembly.
AUGUGGCGUUUGCUUGUGGCCUGCUGGGGGGCCUUCUUCCUGUCUGGGCAAGCCGCACGUCGUCAGAUUCACUUCUACACCUUCUCGGAUACGAUCCCACAUCCCGGGCUCUGCGUGCUGGCAGAGGCCACUGUCGAGCUUGGCGGAGUCCUCCGUGUUAUGGGCCUCAGCAAAAGGCCCGGAUACAUCUUGAUCCACAACCACUCGCCUACCCUGAAGUUUCUCAUGCUCCAAGAGGUCUUGGAGUAUGAGGUCAGCAAAGGGCGCAUUGCUUCCGAUGACAUCGUCAUCUUUGCGGAUGGCCAUGAUGUGCUACUCCAGCAACCUUUGGCUGACAUCAUGGCAGCCUACAACCGCUGGCCAGGCUCGCCAUACCUCAUCUCCGGUGAGCGAAACUGUUGGCCUUGGCCACAUACGGAUCCGUCCCACGGGGCCUGGGAUCUAGCGGAUUGGGCUCGUUUUGGGAACAUCUCAUGGACCAUCAACCGAUGGAUCAAGUUUAGACCGGAGGACUUCUGUCGGAUGAUCAGGGCAGAGGGCCCUUACCCGUUUCCGAAUAUUGGCCUUUCCAUGGGACCGGCUUCGAGAGUGAUCGAGGUCUUGCGGAGGAACAACCAAAUCGUACUGCAGGAGGACGUGAAUGAUCAAGGUGCCAUGUGGUUGGUCAUCAUGCGACAUGCGCUGGAACUGAACAUCCAGAUAGAUCAGCACGCCGAGGUCUUCAUGAAUAUGCUGGAGUACAAAGCUGGAGAACUUGAGCGAGAGCCCUGUAACAACGGCUGGUUUCGAGGUCCUGGAGCAAGGGGGACCCCGAAGAACUUGGUGACCAACACCACACCCGGCCUGCUCCACUUCAACGGCCCCUCUCACGAGGACGACGUGUGGCCCACCUGCUUCCACACGAUGAACAAUCAGUUCCGUAAGCGUGGUGUUGGCCAUGCAUUCUUCGACGUAGACCACAACAUGAUGGUAGCUACAGAUUACAUCUGCGAUUACAGCUACUACAACAUCCACAAUUUCCAUGCUCAUCCAUUGAGCAGCCACGCACUUCAGUUUCUGGAGGACUUCUAUCGCAUCCCUGUGGAUCCGGGCUUGCUGGCGUGGCGUGGCGAAGGCUCGGCUGUGGAUGCCGUGCGGUUUGGCAAUGAGGCCGAGCUGCAUGCAAGCUCCCCGUUUCUGCACAAGGAGUUCUUGGCAACUCUGAGCUUUCAUUGGCCUGCCGCUAUGCAGCUUGGAACAGUCAUCGACUUCGUGCACUUACCCUGGAAGAAGCUGGCAGUCGUGAACUUCACAUCGCCCGUUGCCUGCCACAACUGCUUUCACUCCAUGACACUCGCCAGGGCGGCUAGGGCGGCUCGUGGAACCCCGAACAUGCUGAUCUCGGACUUCAAGCAAGCUUCACAUCAAGGAUUGGCGGAGAACUUGGCUCUCUUCCUCGAAAAAGCCAGCACCUUCGACCCCUUGCACAAGCCCCACGUGUUCUCUGAGGGUGCGGAGAUUCCUCUGUCCUUGGCCUGCGCCAGGUUUCUUCCACCAGAGAUUCUACCACCCCAAACCUUGGCAGCGCUUGCAGCAACAGAGGAUGCCAAGCCACGCACCAGAGAGAAUACGCUCAAGUUCGAGUUCCCACAAAAGCACUCAGAAAAGUCACUGGCGGCCCAAGUCGAGGUAGGCGGGACCCUGGCAGACAUUGACCAAGAUCUCCUCAACUGUGUGCACGUUGGACCCUCUGCAGAAAUAGAUGAAAUAGACCCCAAUAUCUUCAAUAGAUGUGAGGUUUGCUCAAUUUAUAUUAAUAUGAGUUCCAUAUCUGCCACAGUUCUGCAGCCAAUCCAAUGUUUUCAAUUCUUGUCAAGGGCUCACUGUACUACCUUGGUACUACCCUGUACUUCCCAAGGGGACGGUGGCGUCAUGGUGUUCCGCUUGUGA